GCAACCUUGGAGGACCCCAGCUUGCCGCGGGAGACGUGGACCUGAGUGGGGCCAGACGCCGCAGAGGAAGUGAGGUUGGUGGACGGAGUUGGAGUGAGGUUUGUGUCCAGACCGGCUGCACCAUGUCGAAGGUUUCCUUUAAGAUCACACUGACGUCGGACCCGCGGCUGCCGUACAAAGUACUCAGUGUUCCUGAAAGUACACCUUUUACAGCAGUCUUAAAGUUUGCAGCAGAAGAAUUUAAAGUUCCUGCAGCAACAAGUGCAAUUAUUACCAAUGAUGGAAUAGGAAUAAAUCCUGCACAGACUGCUGGAAAUGUUUUUCUAAAGCACGGUUCAGAACUGCGAAUAAUUCCUAGAGAUCGUGUUGGAAGUUGUUAGUAUCUGCUGCUUGGAACAUAAAAUCCCCUUCCAGAAUAAAUAUUGUUAUUGUUAUUGUUGUAAAAUUGGAAUCAGGCAUUUGAAAUCCUAUGAAGACACCAAUAGUUGAUGAAGUAAUGAAAGGUGGCUGUCUGUCCCUUCUAGUUAUUCACAUUCUUCACGUGAAGAGGGGACACUUCUCUGUUGAGGGUGUCAUCACCACAGAAGAUCACGUUACUACCUCACAGCACACACAGGUAGUUCAUUGUGGGUAAAUGGAUUAUCCAACUGUGUCUUAUAACUGGAGGAUGCUUCUGAUCAUUCUUUCUGAGAACAUUUGGAAAAUUAAAAUUUACUGAAUCUUCCUAUUUGUCUUUGAGUUAAUAAUGUAAAAAGAUUAUCAAUCCAUACGUGGCAAUUUGCUUGAUAGCAUCUGACCUGGAGACACAAAAAUAGUUGAAUUUUUCAUUAAUAUCGUUUAUAAUAAAGGAUCACAUCAAUGAAUAACUAUCUUUUUAUCAUUUAGCUUGCUUUGAAGUUUUCAGACUUCUUGAGUUCUUAUAAAUUUUAAUUUAAAAAUCAAAGAGCCAAAACUUGAAUUUUCGAUCUAGCCCCUUACGUGUGACAUUGGUAUCCCACGCCAAAGGGUUUAAUUGAGACUAAAGUAGAAGCAUCAGUUGCUGAAUUAUGCAUUCCUUUAUUGAUCUCUUUUUUUAAAAAAACCUUUAAAACAGGAAUCCUCAAGAAACCAUCUUUUUGAGGAUAAUAUAUCUAAAUAGUGUUCAGGGAGAAAGCAUUGUCGUAAAGAGGAUCUGACGUUCACAACAGAGCUCAAGGAAAUGCUAAUUGAAAUGCUCACUAAUUCUACUUACUGAAGACCCAACAUUUAAGGAAGUGUUAAGAUUAGUUACUGGAGUGAAUAAGAAGCUAGGAAAGGAAGCUGGGGAAGCCCAGAUGACCAGGCUUCUAGUAAGAAGGAAAGAAACAAAAAUGAAGGGGAGCAGAAAGGUGUAACGAGUGUCACAGAAAAGGCCAAACUGGAUGGACAAAACCACAGAGGCUAUGUUGGGAAGAACUGAAAGGAAAAUAAAAUAUUUGACAUUGUUAUAAGGAGCAGAAGGCAAUCAGAGAAAGCAAAGCAUAGGCCUUGUCAACAUACAGAUUUCAAAAUUCCCCGUAGAGCAUCUAAAGAAUGAUAUGCAUAAGGGAAGAUUUUGUUUGCCCUUAGGACAUCAAUAUCUAUGCACAUCUUGAAAGGUGAAAGGAAGGCUCGUGGUGAUUGAGAACCAGUGCUUGACUUGCUGUAUUCUAGAUGGUAAGCUCUGGAGGCAGGCCUGGUGUCUGUCUUGCUCUUUCUAGGCCUGGAAAUGUAGGCCUUCAAUGAAUAUGUGUAGAAUUAUUAAUGAAUAAAGUAUUUCUAAGAUCAAUUUUUAUCCAAGUGUGCAUAGGCUCUAGGUUCAUUGGGGAAAAAAACAAUGCAACAGAAUCAGUAUCCGAAGAGUAAUAUUGGUUAAGUUUAAGGAAGUAACUAGAUAUUGUUCAUAUGUUUGGCAAAUGAACAGCAGGAUUCUGAAUUGUAAAGGGAAAAAAAAUUGUGCUGAGGUAGUAUGUUGCUAAUGUUUGGGGAAUUUUUUAUUUUUAUAAACAAAGUCUGACGCUUAAAGACUCCUAGUCUUUAACGACAUUAAGCCUCAGUUAACCAGAAAUGUAUGAAUACCCAGUUUUCUGCAUUUUUUGUUUUAUUUAGAUUUCGCCCAUUCUGUUUCUAGCACAAAAUUCUGCCUAAUUUGUUACAUUAAUAAGUUUUAUGAUGUCUUCUACCAUAAUUUGUUUAAUAUUUUUGUUCUUUGUUUGGAAAAUUGUAUUGCAGUAAGGUCUUAAAAAUAUUUUCUUAAAGAACUAGGCGUUUUGUUAUUAAAUAAAUGUGAUCUGUAACUUCUUUGUGCAGAAUGUUUUGAAGUGUUGUAUUUAGUUUAAAUGCUUUAUUGGUACUCUUGUGAAAAUACAUUUUCUUAUACCAUAAA
Delphinapterus leucas (beluga whale) is the source of this 2383-nucleotide messenger RNA. Lineage: Eukaryota; Metazoa; Chordata; Mammalia; Artiodactyla; Monodontidae. The record is from RefSeq and is a predicted model, not a curated record.